UAGCUUGUGCUAUCUUCCGGAUUCACGCAUUUAACAGUUGCACAUCUUACAACUUACCAAAUAUGAAGGCAGUUGUCAUAGUGGUGGCCUUGCUCGGAGUGUGUUUUGCUGAAGACAUAAAAUACUAUACAACAGCUGAUGACAACUAUGAUAUCAAAUCAGUGGUCGCAGAUAGGGCCCGUUUGGAAGCUUACAAUAAAUGUUUCGUUGAUAAAGGUCCCUGUGAUGAAAUAUCUGCAAGUUAUAAGCUUAUAAUUCCUGAAUCAAUUAUAGAAGCAUGUCGCAAAUGUAAUCCAGCCCAAAAACACUUAGCAAAUACUUAUCUCACUGGCCUCAAGCAGAACUAUCCCGAACAUUACGCUGAGUUUGUCGAGAAGUACGACCCAGAAGGAAUAUAUUUGGAUAAGUUUAUGGAAGCUGUUAAGGGCUAUUAACAUGAUUAUAUAAUGCUAUGUGACUUAUCUUGAAUACAUGUUUCCUUUAAUAA
This is a messenger RNA of Leptidea sinapis, 487 nucleotides long. Its product is annotated as allergen Tha p 1-like. The transcript has 3 exons. The record is from RefSeq and is a predicted model, not a curated record. The coding region runs from base 63 to 434 and encodes 123 amino acids. Lineage: Eukaryota; Metazoa; Arthropoda; Insecta; Lepidoptera; Pieridae.